This is a messenger RNA of Entamoeba invadens IP1, 918 nucleotides long. RefSeq lists its product as hypothetical. NCBI's taxonomy places the organism in Eukaryota, Evosea, Mastigamoebida, Endamoebidae. The transcript is spliced from 2 exons. Bases 1 to 918 code for a protein of 305 amino acids. Gene Ontology annotation, cellular component: Gtr1-Gtr2 GTPase complex; lysosome; nucleus. Gene Ontology annotation, molecular function: GTP binding; GTPase activity. The record is from RefSeq and is a predicted model, not a curated record. Gene Ontology annotation, biological process: cellular response to starvation; positive regulation of TOR signaling; cellular response to amino acid stimulus.
AUGAGCAAACGACAGUUAGUCCUUCUAGUUGGCCUCCCUUAUGUAGGCAAAUCGUCGAUCCACCGAGUUGUAUUUGGGAAGAAGACACCUGGUGAGACCGUCAAUUUUAAGCCAACCACUCACAUCCAAAAAAUCAAAGUUGAAGGGUUUUCAACCCCGAUAGAAGUGUGGGAUAUUCCAGGGAAGGUGUUAAUGGAAAUGGAUGAAACGAUGAUGGUGAAGAUGUUAGAGGAGACCGUUGCAGUUGUUUACGUGUUCAAUUGCCAGACACAAAGUUUCAGCGAACAAAUUAAGUACAUGACACAAUUCAUCGAGUUGGCGUACAAGACAAACAACACCAUUUUAUUCGACUUUCUCCUUCACAAGUGGGACGCAGAGUCGUUGAUUGCAGACAAGAUCGAUAUGAAGGCGACAGUCGAAUCACUUGCGCAAAAGUCACUUGCUGCACAAAAGAUUCCAAUUGACUUCACUCUGACAAUGACAUCCAUCUACGACAACUCUCUCUUUCUCUUUUUCUCAUCAACAUUCAACUUGAUCUUAAAAAAUACGGCUGCUUUUUCAAGUCUUUUGCAAAGCUUUACAACAGUGUGCCCCGUUUUAGACGCAUUCAUCGUUCAUACACCAACCCGUUUUUAUAUCGCAACAAACAAAGGCAACCCACACUCUUACGGAUUUUUGAAAGAGGCCUUCAGUUUCUUUUUGGACGUGUUCUCAACAUAUUCGACUGAACAACAAAUGGUUUCUGGGAAGACUGUCAUCGAAUGUGGUAAUAACAUGUUCGUGUAUAUCAAAGUCAUUUCACAAUAUUUCUGUCUCGCAAUGUUGGUCGACAAGGAGAAUUCAAAGAACAUCACUGUCUACGACUACAACUUCGACCUCUUCAAGGCUUCCGUCCUCAAAAUCCUCGAGUGCAAUUGA